Messenger RNA from Stereum hirsutum FP-91666 SS1, 1947 nucleotides. RefSeq lists its product as uncharacterized. Lineage: Eukaryota; Fungi; Basidiomycota; Agaricomycetes; Russulales; Stereaceae. The transcript is spliced from 10 exons. The record is from RefSeq and is a predicted model, not a curated record. Bases 1 to 1947 code for a protein of 648 amino acids.
AUGAACCAGGCUCGUAUUCGAUCAGGCCCUAUUCCGGUGGGCAGCGACUCGGACGCGACCCAGUCAGAAAGAAAAGGCAAAUUCCGUGACAUGAGCACACUAGAUCCUCGCUACCUCGAGCUCCUUGCUGCCCAAGCGCGGGCCAAAUUUUCGGACAAGAUUGACGCUAUUGGUAAGAAAUAUGGUGCAUACGAAUACAUAGUCUCGGACGACCAGUUGGAAGUACUAGAUAUCGUUGCCCCAGAAGGUUACACCGAAUACCGCGACCGGAAGGAGAUGGACCGUUGGGCAUCGGGGGAUGUCGGUAUCGGCCGUGCCGCAUCUGCGCUGUCUAGUAGCGCAUUACUUCGCAUCGUCGAAGGCCAACUCGCCAAUGCGAAGGCGGAGUGGGGGCAGAUGCGAAAUGAUCCCCAGUAUCUUGUCAACGUCAUCAGGCAGACCGCACAUAAUUGUGUGGAAGCCCUGAUUCCGGACAGACGUACUGGAGAAAUCUUGGACCCCGAACAACUAUUAAAGACACCGCAUUUUGUCUCCAGCAAGCUACGAUACGCUGCCCACAAUCUCUUGCUCACUGUGGGAGACUGGUCCUUGAUCGUGAAUGUUCUUCGAGAUAUCGAAAAGCUUGACGAGAAAGUCGGUCGGUUUGGAGACCGUGGGAAACGGGGCUUCUUCAUGGCACAAGUCAGACAAAUUUUGGAUACCCACCAACAGUCGCUUUUCAAAGACUUUUAUCUGGCCGCUGUGACCGAUGUACCGUUCAUCCGCAAGAACGUCACGCGUGAUAUUAAUCAUCCUGGAUAUGGUGGGGCAAAGCUCUCGCACGCAAACGAUCCCGAUACCGCCAGUCUCUACGUUAUGCAGCCCUCCUUGCGCGGUGCAUUAUUCAGGAUGCAGUUCAUGGAUAAUAUAGGGAAGAGUAGCACAGAAGUUGUCAGGGAGAUCGCCCAUUAUAUGAAGUCAUCAACUGAACAAGAGAAAGAGAUCUUCACGCCCCGCAUGAACGAUGCCUGGUUUGAUCUGGUCAAGCUAUGUGACCUCAUCGCCAUGCUCGGCGAGGAAGGCGUUGAUUUCCUUUCUAUACCUCAUGACGUCAGGUACAUCAAACACGCCAAAGGUUGCGAGUUGUCGACAAAUAUAUUCGCAGAUGCCACCAUCGAGAAGCACGUCAAGUCCAUCGACUCGCUCAAUUCGGCGGUCAAGAUGAAGAAAAUCUGGGACGAGAUCGACAAGAUCUCGAUGAAACGGAAUAAGACGCCCAUCGAGAAGGUUGUAGCAUUUACAGAAAUGAAACCCUCUUGGACUCAUCGACCGCUUCCUCCCGCGCUUCCCGCACCCUCUCCAUGUCCUCCCGCUGCUGAAGAAAAACCAGACGUGAAAAUCGAAGCUGAUGCUCACGAAGUACGUGUGGAGGAGCCAGUGGCCCAACCUUCUGAGCCUUACCCAAAAGUGGACGAUACUUAUGUUCCACCACGACCGUAUACGGACCAACAACAUAUUUCCAGUACAGAGACUUCGACGCAACCAUCCACGAACCUCUCUAAAACCCACAAAGUCAAAACGAAAGGAAAGGCAAAACCAACCCCAACGGCACAGCCGACAAGUGCAAAUAAGUUAUCGACGGACAAUAGCUCGGCCACUCCCCUGUAUAUAGUGAAAGGGAAGGUUUACGAGACCCUGAAGCAACUGCUCGUCCACGCAAAUCGGCCCAUGGAUUGGAGCGAGCUCGAAUACGCUAUCACUUCAUUGGGGUUUUCUAAGGUUCCGAACUCUGGAUCAUCGAGAGCAUUCCUACCUCCUUCGGAAAAUGAUCGUGUUCUAUACGUGCAUCAACCUCACCAACCGGGAAACGCGUCGGAAGAGAUGUCUAAGGUGAAAGUGACAAGGAUUGGCAAGCAGUUGAAGGGUAUGUAUGGUUGGAGUAUGGCGUUCUUCGAAGUCAAAGAGUGA